Talaromyces proteolyticus is the source of this 1633-nucleotide messenger RNA. RefSeq lists its product as uncharacterized. The transcript is spliced from 3 exons. The coding region runs from base 165 to 1385 and encodes 406 amino acids. NCBI's taxonomy places the organism in Eukaryota, Fungi, Ascomycota, Eurotiomycetes, Eurotiales, Trichocomaceae. The record is from RefSeq and is a predicted model, not a curated record. Gene Ontology annotation, molecular function: oxidoreductase activity, acting on NAD(P)H.
AGUUUUAUUUCUAUAUAUUUCUAUUAAUGGAUUGAGUUUAAGGUGUGAUUCUCCAGCCGGGGUAACAGAUCAAAUACAGCAUCAUACUAUCUAUCAACGGAUUGCAGUUUCUAUAUUUUUCAGAACCAAAGUCCAGAAAGAGGAACGCAGUGGAAAAGUCAGCGAUGGCACAAAUUCCCGAAACACGUACGGCUCUUGUCAAGAUGUCUCCUGGUCAGGCUUCAAUCACCACCCAGUCAAUACCUGCCCUCAAACCAGGUUUCAUGCUAGUCCGGGUUAAGGCUUUAGCUCUAAAUCCAGCCGACUGGACUGACAUUGAUUAUGCCGGACCAAACGAGGUACAAUUAUCUAAAGUUAAUGUGACCCCCAGCCAAAGUCGAUAUGAGGGCGCUGUCGUCGGUCUCGACUAUGCCGGCAUCGUUGUGCGAGUUGAGCCAGUUGGUGCAUCUAGGGCUACUUCUAAUAUGACAACAAACAAGAUAUUCAAUCCUCAAGAUCGCGUCUGUGGUUGUGCGUAUGGCUGUAAUGCUCUGGAUCCCAAUGCCGGUGCCUUUGCGGAUUAUAUCGUUGUUCAAAUAGAUCUACAGAUGCACAUACCGCAUCAUAUGGGAUUUGAAGAAGCGGCGAGUUUGGGAGUUGGUGUACUUUCUGCAGGGAUGGGGUUAUUUCACGUUGGGAACUUGAAAUAUCCUUCUUAUUUUACCAGUCUCACUGGCAACCAGGAAGAGAAUGAUGACUACAGUGACGAUAGAGAAUGGGUUCUGAUUUAUGGAGGGUCAACUGCAACAGGAAGCAUUGCAAUACAAUUUGCAAAACUGGCUGGAUAUAAGGUUGUCACAACAUGUUCUCCAAGGAACUUUGAGCUCGUGAUGAGUCUCGGUGCUGACGCGGUUUUCGAUUAUAAAGACCCACAGAUAGUAUCCUUAAUCAGAACGGCUACGUCAACUAAUCUUAAAUAUGCUCUCGAUACCGUGGCUACAGAUUCUACCGCUGCUAUCUGUGUAGGGUCGUUCGCCUUUUUGCCAAAGAGCAGUGCAGAAGUUUCAGGUUCGAAUAUUAGACUAUAUGUAUGCCUUUUGGACCCGGAAAUGCCAAUGAACACGUCUGUCGAAGUUGAAAAACGAGCUUUUUUGGGCUACUCCUGCUUUGGUUCUAAGUUUUAUUUUGAAGGAGAUAUUUUCCCCGCCACGCCGUCAGACCAUGACUUUGGUGUCAAAAUAACUCACCUUGCGGAAAGGCUGCUUCAACUUGGGAAGCUAAGAAACCACCCAAUAAGUGUGAAUGAAAACGAAUCCAGAACAGGCGGUCUAGAGGGAGUUUUGAUGGGGUUAGAUGCGCUGAGAUUAGGUACCGUGAGUGGGAGAAAAUUAGUAUAUACUAUGUGAAUUGUUUCUGCACGAUAGAAUAUGCUCUUCUGAACCACUUUACUUAUUUUCUCGAAUACCCAGUGCUGGUUGUCUACAAUCAUUCCCAAGUUCAGUGUUGAAUUCUUCACUCGCAAUUGAGUAGAAAAGUAAUGCAUUUGAGUACCAAGCAUCUGCAAACUGUGAUAUAAUACAGUUUGCAGAUAAUCCGAAAUCCGGUACCCCUUUGGAGCUCAAUCCUCCACUCACAAAAGUACUGCGUUGAAAUU